AUUUUUUGUAUUUUUUUAAAGUUUUUUUUAGUUUCUAUCAUGGAAAGUAUCCCUGAGCUGCUAGGUGUGGACUGGCAAUUUCUUGUGACAACAGGAAGCAGCGUAGGUCGUGUGGGGAACCGACCAUUGGUUCAUUUGAAACUGGUACUGGGAAAAGAAGACUCUGAGGAAUCCAGGAAAUAUGUCCAUCUUGAGCUCACUGUGCCAGAGUUCUACAAGCUCUUUGCAGAGUUCCAGAAGAUGAAGUCAACCAUGGAUCGGAAGAAAGAGGACAUGAGGUCUCCUCUGACACUUACAAAAACUUGCCAGAGACUUAGGUUCUCUCAUGUUCGGUGUCCUUUUAUCUCUGGACAUAUUCAAAGGCUGAAUCAUAGUGCUUCUCUACCCCUUGAAUUAAGGGAUCUUCCACCUGAACAGCAUUUGAAAUUCUCUGAGGCCAUCUGCAAAGCUUUCUCCAUCAAAGAUUUCCUCAACUACAUGAGAAUCUUCCCCCAUUUCCUCAGUGAAGAAGAAGAGAGCUCCCUCAUGUCUGAGAUUGAGCCUUACAUGAAGAGACUGCGAUACGAAUUUGAUCACUGGGAUGAUGCGAUUCAUGGCUUCAGAGAGACUGAGCGAAAACAGUGGAAAUCUGAGAAUGUUAAGAUCUUGGAAAAGGUGAAGAAAUUGGCUUUUCCACCUUCUGUAUCCCCUCUUCAGUAUACCCACAUUCUUGACCUUGCACCUGAGGGAUAUAUCAAGCCUCACGUGGACAGCAUUCGGUUUUGCGGAGAUACAAUAGCAGGGCUGAGCCUAUUGUCAUCCAGCGUGAUGCGCCUAGUUCGUGAAAAGAACGAGUCCGAAUCGGUUGAUGUAUUUCUCCCCAGGAGAUCCCUCUACAUCAUGACUGGUCCAGCCAGAUACGAGUUCACACAUGAGAUAUUGAAACACGAGAAAUCAGCGUUCGGAGGAGAGCCAGUUCCGAGGGCAAGACGAGUCUCGGUCAUCUGUCGGAACGAACCCACCUCUCCCCAGACA
Darwinula stevensoni is the source of this 1014-nucleotide messenger RNA. The record is from the annotation of a GenBank genome assembly. Lineage: Eukaryota; Metazoa; Arthropoda; Ostracoda; Podocopida; Darwinulidae.